AUGGAGUGUGUCAUUGGUAUUGAUUUAGGAACUACCUUCUCAUGUAUGGCAGUCUGGAAAGAAAAUUCAAAGAGAGUUGAGAUUAUUACUAAUAGACAAGGAAAAGAAAUAACACCAUCAGUUAUAGCGUUUACUGAUAAACAACGAUUAAUUGGAGAAGAGGCAAUAAACUGUACUGGGACAAUAGUAUUUGAUGUUAAAAGGUUGAUUGGAAGAAAAUAUAAUGACCCAGAAUUACAAAAAGACUUAAAAUAUAUUACAUACUCAAUAAAAGAUAAUGGAAAAAAUGAGCCUAUAAUUGAAGUUCCUUAUAUGAAUGUUUUAAGUGCUUUUAGACCAGAAGAUAUAAGUGCAAUGCUACUAAGAAGAUUUAAAGAAAUUGCAAGUGAUGCAAUGGGAAGAGAUGUAAAGAAAGCUAUUAUAACUGUCCCUGCAUAUUUUAAUGAUUCUCAACGAGAAUCAACUAAAAAUGCUGGUAAAAUUGCAGGAUUUGAUGUUAUGAGAAUUAUUAAUGAACCAACAGCAGCUGCAAUUGCUUAUGGAUUUGAACAAAAUAUCAAAGAUAAAAGUAAUAUUCUUGUCUUUGAUCUUGGAGGAGGAACAUUUGACGUCACACUAUUAUCUAUUGACAAUGGAGAAUAUAAAGUCAUUGCCACAGAUGGAGAUACUCAUCUUGGAGGAAAUGACUUUGAUACAAAAUUACUUGAACUAGUUAUUAAUAAAUGGAAAGAAGAAGAUAAAGAUUUUGUGGGACAACUCACAAAGAAACAAAUCUAUAAACUACGUAAGAGAUGUGAAACUGCAAAAAUUAUUCUUUCUAAUAAACUAGAAACUAGAAUUGAUAUUACUGAUUUCUAUGAUGAUGCUGAAGAAGAAGAAGACGAUGAUAGAAUAUGUGAAUUAGUUAUUACUAGGGAGGAGUUUGAAAAUGUUAAUAAAGAAUUGUUUUCAAGAUGUUUCAUUUCAGUAGAAAAGGUGUUACAAGUAACACAAGUUAAAGCAAAAGAUGUUAGUGAAGUUGUAUUAGUUGGUGGAUCAACAAAAAUUCCUAAAAUCGAACAAAUGGUAAGUCAAUUCUUUGGUAGAAAACCAUGUAAAAGUAUUGAUCCAGAUAAGGCAGUGGCAGUUGGAGCAGCACUUCAAGGUGCAUCUAUGAUAGGACAAAUGCAAGAAAAUAAAGUUAUAUUAAAAGAUGUAACAGCACUGGGAUUAGGAAUUGAAAUAAAAGAUACAGAAAUGAAUGUUGUAAUUCCACGAUAUUCACCAUUACCAAGUAAAGAAUCUCGAAUAUUUGUUACGAAUCAAGAUAAUCAAGAAAUAGCGAGAUUUUCUGUAUUUGAAGGAGAAAGUAAAAAAACAGAAGAAAAUAAUUAUCUUGAUGGAUUUACAAUCUCAGGACUUCCAAGAAUGAAGAAAGGAUUAGUUAAAUUUAAAGUUACUUUUAAUGUUGAUAUAAAUGGAAUGUUAUCAGUAUCUGCAGUUGUUGUUGAACCUAAAGCAUUUAGUGAUCUUCAAGGUCAUUGUAAUGUUCAAACACAAAGAGAAAGAAGAUCAGAUGAAUCUAUAGAAAUAGGAAGAAAACGUAUUGAUGAAAUGGAUAAAGCAGAUGAAGAGAAUAGAAAGAAGUCAUUAGCACUACAACGAUAUAAAAGAUUAAUAAAAUUAUAUCAAGAGAAAAGCAAAACUAAUAAAAAAUUAGAAGAAAUAAAAGAACAUCUUCAACAAUGGUGGAAUGAAUCAUAUAAUAAAACUGAAAGUAAAGAAUUAAAUGAGCAAUUAGAAUAUUAUCAAAGUCAAUUAAAUAAUUUGUAA
This is a messenger RNA of Entamoeba dispar SAW760, 1812 nucleotides long. Its product is annotated as heat shock 70 kDa protein C precursor, putative. Lineage: Eukaryota; Evosea; Mastigamoebida; Endamoebidae. The transcript has a single exon. Gene Ontology annotation, molecular function: heat shock protein binding; ATP hydrolysis activity; ATP binding. The record is from RefSeq and is a predicted model, not a curated record. Gene Ontology annotation, cellular component: cytoplasm. Bases 1 to 1812 code for a protein of 603 amino acids. Gene Ontology annotation, biological process: cellular response to unfolded protein; protein refolding.